UGGCUUCUCAGCUUUGGGAGGGGAGGUGCUGGUGGCUGAAAGGGCGAGGGAAUUUUCCCCGAAAGCCUUUGCCUUGGACCCUUCGCAGCUCUGGCCGGAUCCACUUGCCUGCCCCGACUGGCUGCUGGUCGGGCUGCCCCGCCCUUUAAUGGGGAACAUUUGACCGCGACUUUGGUUUUCGGUUGCACUACGCGCAGAGGGUUUUCCCCUUCUGACCCUUUUAUUCCUGUCCCGGGCCGUCUUCGCCAUCCUCCGCUUCCAGCGGAGCAGAUCGCGGGUCCACUUGAAGUGCCCGCGCGGCUCAGCAGUGCGCUCCGCUCUUUCCCUAUCGCUGGCUGCGGGCGAGCCUUAGGAGGCGCCGGGCGUCGUGCGCUCCACCGACGCCGCGCCGGCAGACGGAGAGCUUGGGGUUCGCUUCUGACAGCACCCCCCGCCCCCUCAAGUUGCAGGCUUCGGGGAAGGCGAGGUCUGAUAGCACAGAGCGACCACAAGUGGACAGAAGUUGGAAUUUCUGCUUUCAUCCUCCAUAUCAUUCGACUCUUCAUUCAUUUUCUUCUUCUAAUUAGAAUGGAUGCUGAAUUUCAUGAAAGGCAUUGUGAGGGCACCAUGGAGGGCAGUGCAUAAGUAUAAGUGGCUGGCUGCCUGGAAUUUGAAGCUCAGUUCUACCACUUGAGAGCAUUGUAUCAAACCUCAGGCUAGCUGCUGACAAGCUCAGAUUCAUUGUUUGUAAAAAUGGAGAUAUUAGUCAGAUCUGCCUCAUGGGGGUUCAAUAAAUGGUGCAUGAACUAAAGCCUUUACUGUGCUGUGCAUGUCUUUGGACUGCAGUCAGCACUCCAUAAGCAAUGGCUAUUAUUAUCAUUGAUUUAUUAAGAUGUUGGUAUGAUUUUUCAGUGGGACAACUUAAGAUAAAAAGCUUGACUGGAAUUUCAGAUAGCGGUGGCUCAUCUUAUUAAGAGGGCACAUAUGUGUACCCUGUGUUUGAGCACCUGUGGUUUAAUUCAUAUUCUGUUUUUUCACUCUCACCUUCAAAAAUAUGUAUUCAUUUCAUCCAGUCAGCAAGAUUACGAAGCAAAUUUGUCUUCUGCUUUUCAAGGCUCUGUUUAUUCAGGAAGGAAGGGUGGAGUUGAGUUAAAUACUAAUUUUUGAAUUUUUUUUUUAUUUCUGAUAGUGGUGAUAAUGUGGAGUGUGUUUAUUUUUGUCUUCCUAUCCUAAUGUGCGUAAUAUUCAGAAAGUUAUCAAAAGGCUUGAUUGGUUAGUCAUACGCACAUAUAAACUGAGAGCUUCUUAUGAUGUAUAAAUACAAGCAUGCACCCUGCUACCAUCAUCUACCACUAGAAGUAUCCUGGAUGGACAGCUGUUGGAAACCCAAUGCCAUAGCCAGCUCUUCUUCAGUACUUAAGGAUUUAUCCUGGCAUUGAGUAAUGAGAAUUUUGAAACCAUAUUUGAGAAGUACUUGCAUCCAGUGCUACUUGUGUUUACUUCUGAACAGUCAUUUUUUAACUGAGGCUGGCAUUCAUGUCUUCAUUUUGGGCUGUAUCAGUGCAGGUCUUCCUAAAACAGAAGCAACCUGGCAGCACGUAAUAAGUGAUUUGAAAAAAAUUGAAGAUCUUAUUCGAUCUAUACAUAUGGAUGCCACAUUGUAUACUGAAAGUGAUGCUCAUCCCAAUUGCAAAGUAACAGCGAUGAAGUGCUUUCUCCUGGAGUUACGCGUCAUUUUGCAAGAGUCCAGAAAUUCAGACAUUAGUGAUACAGUAGAAAACCUUAUCAUCCUUGCAAACAGCAGUUUAUCGUCCAUUGAGUAUAAAACUGAAUCUGGAUGCAAAGAAUGUGAGGAGCUGGAGGAAAAAAAUAUUAACGAAUUUUUGAAGAGUUUUAUACAUAUCGUGCAAAUGUUCAUCAACCCUUCUUGAUUGCAACUGAUCCUUGUCAGCGUUUCUAUUAUUAACGAACAUCUUGCCACUGCUUAGAGGCAGCGAAGCGCUCAGCAUUUCAAAUGUGGUGCCAAAACAAGUUCUUCUAGCAAGAAGAUGCUCAGCAUCUUGGAUCAGAUGAGCUCUUGGAGGACAAAAAAAUGGCAUUGCAUACAGUGUCCAGGAACUGUUCUCAGACUUAUUUUAUUCAUUUAUUUUUAAUUUAUUAUUGAACUUGUACAUAUUUGUAGCAUAAUGUAAAAUGUUGAAUAAAAUUCUGUACAUAUUUUAUCCUUCGUAACUCCACUGAUAUUUUACCACUUAUAAGAAAAUAGAGUGUUGGGUUCAAGAGAGAUCGUCAAAUUAGUGAACAACCAGUGGGGCGAGGCACCGCUGCUACACGUAAAGACAGUGCCCUAACCAGUGUGGACCAUUAACUGCAGGCUUCGUUUACUUCUCUGUUAGAUGUAGCCCUUAGUGGAAGAACUGACUACCAAUGAGAAAGGAGGAACUAGGAAACCAGCACUUUAUUCUGUAAUUUAGCUAUUGAUAUAUAAAGCACUUCUAUGAAAGAGAGAAAUUACAAGUGCCUCAGAGUUCGCAUCGUGGCUCAGCAGUUAACAAACCCGACUAGUAUCCAUGAGGACACGGGUUUGAUCCCUGGCCUCGCUCAGUGGGUUAAGGAUCCGGUGUUGCCAUGAGUUGUGGUAUAGGUCACAGAUGCGUCUAGGAUCCCGCAUUGCUGUGGCUGCGGCGCAGGCCAGUGGCUGCAGCUCCAAUUCAACACCUAUCCUAGGAACCUCUGCAUCCCGUGGGUGCGGCCCUAAAAAAGACAAAAAGAAAAAAGAAAUUACAAGUGCCUGGCAUGGAAUAGGCAGCCGUCAAUGGUAGGUGGGGUGGGAAUAAUAAAUUCUCACUGACAGGGGGCAUCGUGUAUCAAAAAAGUAUAUGAACUAAGUUGUUUAUAUUUCAUGCUUUCCCAAGUAUGGGUAUUUUAUUUUUCCACAUUGUUUUUGCCAUGUUUGUAAAAUAAAAACUGCUGAUGAGUUAGAGCCAAUGUAAUCUGGCAUAAAAUAAUUGCUGCUUCUUUCUUUCUUUCUUUCUUUUUUUUUUUUUUUUUUUUUUUUAGUAAACCAUCUAAAAUUUUCAAGCUCUACUUGAAUGGAACUGGCUGAAAUGACAUAGUCUCCUUCUCAUCACAAAUUUCUUUCCCCUGGUCCACUUCUGGCAAUCUUCACUGAGAGACUACAGAGUAGGAAUUGAAUCCUAAGAAUCCAUUUCUCCCCAUUUCACAGUACAAACCAUUUCUCUAUUGAAACAUUCUUUUUUUACCCAGUGCCCCAAAUAAUGUACCUUAUACCAUUGGCCACACUUUUAAAAUACUGACCUAUAUUUUUAAAGUA
Molecule: messenger RNA, 3313 nt
Organism: Sus scrofa (pig)
Lineage: Eukaryota; Metazoa; Chordata; Mammalia; Artiodactyla; Suidae
Source: RefSeq, a predicted model, not a curated record